AUGGCAAAGAACUUCGACUAUUUCGAACAACUUACGACCCGAACUGGACGUCUGCGGAUGAGAAGAUGUGGUCCAACACCAGCUUUGACUAUCUUCGUCGCUUACGCUCCAACAUCAAGCCACGAAGAAGAAGUCGAAGCUUUCUAUAUGGACCUGGAAAAGUUCUAUCGAGAAGAUCAUGCCUUCUACAAGGUCAUAAUUGGCGAUUUCAACGCCAAAGUUGGCCCAACAAGAACGCCUGAGGGACUUCACAUCGAGACCCACGGCCUACAACGGAAUGAACAGGGGGAGAGGCUCUCCGAGUUCAUCAUGACGACUAAGACCAUCCGCGGAAAUUCACAAUUUCGGAAGCCCUCCUCUCUACGAUGGACGUGGAGUCACCCGGUGGAGGGUAGCGCAGUGAAAUAG
Molecule: messenger RNA, 408 nt
Organism: Necator americanus (New World hookworm)
Lineage: Eukaryota; Metazoa; Nematoda; Chromadorea; Rhabditida; Ancylostomatidae
Exons: 1
Coding region: 1-408 (135 amino acids)
Source: RefSeq, a predicted model, not a curated record